Messenger RNA from Oryzias latipes (Japanese medaka), 1460 nucleotides. The record is from RefSeq and is a predicted model, not a curated record. NCBI's taxonomy places the organism in Eukaryota, Metazoa, Chordata, Actinopteri, Beloniformes, Adrianichthyidae.
GUAAAGUUUUGUCAAAAGGAACUGAGGUAAACACGAAAAGUCCAUUGGCAAGAUUGAAUCCUGCUAUCUCUCCAGAAGGAUUGUUGAGAAUAGGGGGCAGGUUGAAGCAAGCAGAUCUGAGUGAACAAGAAAAACAUCCAGUUAUUUUGCCAGGCAAACACCAUGUGUCUACACUUCUCAUAAGACACUAUCACGAGCAGGUGGAGCACCAAGGGCGCACAUUUACGGAAGGUGCAGUAAGAGCUGCCAGCCUCUGGUUGAUUGGAGGCUAAAGAAGCAUUAGCAGCAUUCUGCAUGGAUGUGUCACUUGCCGAAAGCUCCGUGGGAGAAGACAGAGCCAAAAGAUGUCAGACCUUCCACAAGAGCGACUGAACAUUUCACCUCCCUUCACCUACACUGGUGUGGAUGUCUUCGGCCCGUGGUUCGUCACUGCCAGACGCACAAGAGGUGGUGAAGCAAACAAUAAGCGCUGGGCGGUUCUUUUCACUUGUCUGAGUACCCGUGCAGUCCACAUAGAGGUUAUAGAGUCCAUGAACACGUCGUCCUUCAUACACUCUCUGAGGAGAUUUUUCGCAAUUCGUGGGCCCUCCGAACAACUACACUCAGAUUGUGGCACCAAUUUCGUUGGGGCUUGCAAAGAGUUGCAGUUCUACAAAGUGUUGAAGGAGUCGGACGUCCAAAGAUACACUAACAGUCAAGGGUGUUCGUGGAACUUCAACUCGCCUCACUCUUCCCACAAGGGUGGGGUUUGGGAACACAUGAUUGGAGUUGCAAGGCGGAUUUUGGACUCAAUGUUAAUGCGCACCCCUUCUUCUAGUUUGACUCACGAAGUCCUGUGCACUCUCAUGGGAGGAGUGACCUCAAUCAUCAACUCCAGACCGCUGGUCUCUGUUUCCUCUGACCCAGAAGUACCUGAGAUACUCACCCCAGCCAUGCUCCUCACCCGCAAGCAGUGUGUACCCCCUCCACCUGGGGUGUUCACUGAGAAGGACAUGUACAAGCAACAGUGGCGUCAAGUGCAACGACUGGCAGACCAGUUCUGGUGUCGCUGGAAACGUGAAUACCUGCACACAUUGCAAGUUCGGAACAAGUGGCAGGAGUCCUGUCGCAACAUUGAACAAGGUGACGUCGUCCUGUUAAAAGACAGCCAAACCUGUCGCAAUGACUGGCCCAUGGCACUCGUCACCAAAACCUUUCCUGGACGUGGUGGAAAAGUCCGCAAGAUCGAAAUUAAGACAACAAAGGAUGGGUGCGUGAAGAAGUUUCUUCGGCCUGUCACAGAGAUUGUUCUUCUUCUAACAACAAAGGACUGAAUGCUAAUUCGUAAUGUUUUUAGUUUGUAUGGCAUCCUCACAGAUACCAGGUAGGGAGUGUUCUGCCCUUUAUUAUGUUCUGAGUAAUAAUUUGAAUAAGUUUUAUUCCACACUUUUUAUGGGCCUUUAUUUUGAAGAUGCUGUUAA